This is a messenger RNA of Emys orbicularis (European pond turtle), 704 nucleotides long. RefSeq names its product DNA polymerase delta 4, accessory subunit (gene POLD4). Lineage: Eukaryota; Metazoa; Chordata; Testudines; Emydidae. Bases 100 to 435 code for a protein of 111 amino acids. The transcript is spliced from 5 exons. The record is from RefSeq and is a predicted model, not a curated record. Gene Ontology annotation, biological process: DNA-templated DNA replication; DNA synthesis involved in DNA repair. Gene Ontology annotation, molecular function: DNA-directed DNA polymerase activity. Gene Ontology annotation, cellular component: delta DNA polymerase complex.
UGUGUCGGGAGCGGGAGGCGGAGCCCCAGGACCCCCACAGGGCUCUCGGCCUCGGUUGGUGGGUCCUGGCGUCGAUCGCAGCCGACCACGCUAGGAGCCAUGGGCAGGAAGCGGCUUAUCACCGACUCCUUCCAGGUGGUGAAGAGGCAGCGGCAGGACCCUGACACCAAGGAGGGGAGCCUACAGCCAGAGGUGGUGCCGGUCCCAGAUGAUGCCCCCCCAGGCGGCUCCCUGCACCUGGCCCAGCUGGAGAUGCUCAAACAGUUCGACCUCAGCUGGGAGUAUGGACCCUGCACUGGGAUCACCCGGCUGCAGCGCUGGGAGCGGGCCAAGUCCCUGGGGCUGAGCCCCCCUCUCACGGUGAGGGAGACACUGCUGGAGCAUGAGGGAGACCCCAGCUUCAUGCACUGCCUCUGGCAUGACUACCCACUCUGAGAUGAGGCAUGGCUGGCCCCGCCAUACAGCAAGGAAGGGGGAAUCAUGCUGCCGCCCGGACCUCACAGCAUUUACUCUGGUUCCUGAUUGGAAAAUAGCUCUGUGCUUGUAUUAAGAAGGGGGGGGGGGGUGUUCCCCUGGCAAUUGGGGUAUGGAGUGCCCAGGGCCCACAUUGGAUGGGCAAACCCAGGUCCUGGCAACCCUAGACCAAGCUGUGCUCUGUUCCAUCAGCUGCUGAGGUCCAUAUCCCAGAUUAAAGGGCCUGUUUG